This is a messenger RNA of Antrostomus carolinensis (chuck-will's-widow), 1676 nucleotides long. It is a transcript of the gene CYRIA, whose product is annotated as CYFIP related Rac1 interactor A. Lineage: Eukaryota; Metazoa; Chordata; Aves; Caprimulgiformes; Caprimulgidae. Bases 1 to 975 code for a protein of 324 amino acids. Gene Ontology annotation, biological process: regulation of actin filament polymerization. Gene Ontology annotation, molecular function: small GTPase binding. The transcript is spliced from 10 exons. The record is from RefSeq and is a predicted model, not a curated record.
AUGGGAAAUCUUUUAAAAGUUCUCACUUGCACAGAGCUUGAUCAGGGGCCAAAUUUUUUCCUUGACUUUGAAAAUGCACAGCCCACAGACGGAGAAAGGGAGGUAUGGAAUCAGAUCAGUGCAGUUUUACAGGACUCGGAAAGUAUGCUUGCAGACCUUCAGGCUUACAAAGGAGCUGGACAAGAAAUUAGAGAUGCAAUACAAAAUCCCAAUGAUAUCCAGUUGCAAGAAAAAGCAUGGAAUUCAGUGUGUCCUCUGGUUGUAAGGCUGAAGCGCUUUUAUGAGUUUUCACUCAGAUUAGAGAAAGCCCUGCAGAGCUUAUUGGAGUCCUUGACGUGCCCACCUUAUACUCCAACUCAGCACCUGGAACGGGAACAGGCUCUAGCUAAAGAGUUUGCAGAAAUCUUACAUUUUACUCUCCGUUUUGAUGAACUUAAGAUGAGAAACCCAGCAAUUCAGAAUGACUUCAGUUACUAUAGGCGGACAAUAAGUCGCAACAGAAUAAACAACAUGCAUCUAGACAUUGAGAAUGAAGUAAACAAUGAAAUGGCCAAUAGAAUGUCCCUCUUUUAUGCAGAAGCCACACCAAUGCUGAAAACGCUCAGUAAUGCAACUACACAUUUUGUAUCAGAAAACAAAACGUUACCAAUUGAAAAUACAACGGACUGUCUAAGUACUAUGGCAAGUGUGUGUAAAGUCAUGUUGGAAACACCAGAGUACAGGAGUAGAUUCACCAGUGAAGAGACCCUUAUGUUCUGCAUGCGAGUAAUGGUGGGAGUUAUUAUUCUGUAUGAUCAUGUUCAUCCUGUGGGAGCUUUCUCAAAGACAUCAAAGAUUGAUAUGAAGGGAUGCAUAAAAGUUUUAAAGGAACAACCACCUGACACUGUGGAAGGACUUCUGAAUGCUCUCAGGUUCACUACAAAACACCUGAAUGAUGAAUCUACUUCAAAACAAAUUCGAGCUAUGCUGCAGUAGUAUCCGGAGACAAGUAGAUGUUUGUAUUGAUCACAGAAGAUGUGUAUGUUUACAUAAUUUAAUACAGUUUGAUGUUAAUACUUGUGUGUAUUUACAUAACCAUUUUCUUCACAUUGCUAAAAUAUAUGAAUCUGUUCAUAACCUGACUUUAUAUAGUGCAGCCUAAGUUUUUAUGCUACCCUUUAUCUUUUCACUUUUAAAAUAGUUUUUUACUUAGAUACUUCAGCUGCAACAGUUUAUCUGUGCAUUUUAAUCUUUAAACACCUUCUCUAUCAAAGAAGUAAGUAGUAGUAAAGACAGAAUGGAAAUCAAAUAAACUGAAAUGUCAAAGAUACCACAGAAAAGGAACUUUAAAGGAGGGGAAAGUUAAUAUAAGAGAAAGUAAAAUUAAUUUGAUAUGUUUUAAGAACAUGUGCAGUUUUUUAGUCAGUUAGUUUUAGGAUCUCAUCAAAUUUGUAUGAAUAGAAGAAUAUCUGAAUGUUCAUCACUCUCAUAAAAUAUGUUGUCUUUCCUGAAAUAAGUGGGGAUCCACCUAAUGUUAAGGAUUAUGUGCUGGCUGACUUUCCAAAAUGUAUUGCAAAGUGGUCAUUUUACCUUUUUUUGUUAAGUAUAACCUGUACCUUUCCACCAUUGAGGAAAUUAAUAUCCUUUUUCAGAUUCAAUAUAAAUAAAAAGAAGAUGUGUUUCAAGACCAUUGCUAG